Messenger RNA from Soboliphyme baturini, 216 nucleotides. The record is from the annotation of a GenBank genome assembly. Lineage: Eukaryota; Metazoa; Nematoda; Enoplea; Dioctophymatida; Soboliphymatidae.
UCGUUGACGGUCAAUGACGAUUCGUCGGUGCAAAUACUGGUCGAAGAAGCUUGCAAGAUCGACGAAAUCGACUUGGACAUGUGCCAGAAGCGGUUGGAAGAGGGUCGAAAUCAGUUGCGCGAAAUUUCUAAUGAUGAGAAAAAGUCUGCCGAAAAAAUGAUCGAAAUCGAGGCUUACGAAGCGUUAGUCAGGGCUUGCCAAGAAACCCCGAAAUAG